Molecule: messenger RNA, 1155 nt
Organism: Nanorana parkeri
Lineage: Eukaryota; Metazoa; Chordata; Amphibia; Anura; Dicroglossidae
Gene: NPHS2
Product: NPHS2, podocin
Exons: 8
Coding region: 4-1119 (371 amino acids)
Cellular component (GO): plasma membrane
Source: RefSeq, a predicted model, not a curated record
ACUAUGACUGAGAAGAGAUCACGCAGCUCUUCUCGAGAGCCUCCUCAGAAACGGAGGGACACUUCUACUCAGGGCUCCAAAAGAGAAAAGAAAGGCAGUCAAAGCUCAGGAAGAUCUAGAUCUGGAAGGGUUAGCGAGCCCAGCAAGAAUGAUACUAAGGUUUCCACUGUGGUGGACGUGGAUGAUGUGGUGGCUUCAGAUCAGGAGACAGAAGUUAUGGCUCUUCUGGAAAGUGGACAGAAGGAUGAAGUCUUAAAGCCUACAGGUCUCCGAGUAUGUGAAGUGCUCCUCAUUUCCUGCUGUCACCUGCUGCUAAUCCUCACUUUCCCUCUCUCCAUCUGGUUCUGUGUCAAGAUCGUACGGGAGUAUGAGCGAGCUAUUAUAUUUCGACUAGGGCGAUUGUUGCCUGGGCGAGCUAGAGGACCAGGGCUGUUUUUUUACCUCCCGUGUUUGGAUAAGUGUCACAAAGUGGACUUCCGCAUAAAGACCUUAGAAGUUCCUUUUCACCAGAUUGUGACCAAGGAUCUGGUUACUUUAGAGGUUGAUGCAGUUUGUUACUACCGCUUAGAAAACGCCUCUCUCUUUGUGACUAGUGUGAGCAAUAUCUCCAGUGCACUGCAACUACUGAUCCAGAGCACAACAAAACGCAUUCUGGCACAUAAAGCAUUUGCCGAUAUCUUGCUGGAAAGAAAAUUCAUUGGAGAGGAAUUGAAGGUGGCUUUGGAUGCUGUAACUUGUCAUUGGGGGAUUAAAGUGGAAAGGACAGAAAUUAAAGAUGUAAACCUGCCAGAAGAAGUCAAGCAAACAAUGGCAAUAGAGGCAGAAGCACAAAGACAUGUUAAAGUGAAGGUACUUGCAGCAGAAUGUGAGAAGACUGUGUCUGAAUUACUGAAAGUAGCAGCAGAAACUUUAUCUGGAUCUCCCACUGCAAUUCAGCUCCGUUACCUGCACACUUUGCAGUGUAUGACAUCUGAAAAACCUGCCACCUUCCUAGUGCCUUUCCCUUUUGAACUUAUGAACCUCAAUGUUUUGCCCAAAGUGCAGCAAAACAACAUAGAUUCACCCAAGUCUGAUACAGAAGCAGAUAAGGAUCCCAAGAAGGACUCACCGAUGUUGUAAUAGAAUAAUCACUCUGAUAAGGUGUACCUGAUGUAC